Molecule: messenger RNA, 2279 nt
Organism: Populus euphratica (Euphrates poplar)
Lineage: Eukaryota; Viridiplantae; Streptophyta; Magnoliopsida; Malpighiales; Salicaceae
Product: asparagine--tRNA ligase, chloroplastic/mitochondrial-like
Exons: 17
Coding region: 284-2008 (574 amino acids)
Biological process (GO): asparaginyl-tRNA aminoacylation
Cellular component (GO): mitochondrion
Molecular function (GO): asparagine-tRNA ligase activity; ATP binding; nucleic acid binding
Source: RefSeq, a predicted model, not a curated record
GGAAAUUUUCUUUCCUUACAUGAAACUCGUGAGGGUGUACAAGGCUCAUAGGCCCCCGUACAGACCUAUCAACUGUCAAGGCCUUAUCUCCAUGUACAUUAACCCAAUCCCUCCUUUCUCAACGCCAACACUAAACUAUCAGGCGAAUCCCUUGCCCAUGUUUGUCUGUCUGGCAUAACAGGGGAUUCCAUGGAAUAAUAUCAAAAGAUAUACUCAGUUUACUUGAAAUUCUUUAGUGACUAAUACGAUUCUAUUCACUUAAUAAGAAAAAAAUAAGACCCAAAUGGCAAUUUCUGCGCUAGGACCAGCUAAUUCGCUCCGGUUAACCCCAGGGUCAACUCUCCGGUUGCUAUCCUUCUACCCCAAAUCAAACCCUAGUAACCUGUCUGGUAUCCUCAAAACAAUAACGAAGCCUCAUGCCAUACCUCCAAAGUUCCACCAUCUAUUGCAACUUUCGGGUUUGCCUUGUCGGAGGUUCUUCUGCAGUGUAAUUUCUGGAGCUCUACAGUCUAGCGAGAGUGCAAAAGUGGAGAAGAAGGGUGAAAUUGGGAAUAGAGUUGGAGAAUUUAGAAGGAAGUUGAAGAUUGCUGAUAUAAAGGGUGGUCCAGAUGAAGGGUUGGAUCGUGUAGGGAAUACCAUCAUUGUGAUGGGUUGGGUUCGUACACUUCGAGUUCAAAGUAGUGUUACUUUUAUUGAGGUUAAUGAUGGUUCAUGCCUGUCAAACUUGCAAUGUGUAAUGGACUUGGAGGCUGAAGGUUAUGAUCAGGUAGAAUCUGGCUUGGUAACAACUGGCGCGUCAAUAUGGAUGCAAGGAACUGUGGUGAAGAGCCAAGGGUCAAAACAAAAGGUGGAACUGAAGGUCAUCAAAAUAGUAGCGGUUGGCAAGAGUGAUCCUUCCUAUCCCAUCCAAAAGAAAAGGGUUAGUAGAGAAUUUUUGAGAACUAAGGCUCACCUUCGUCCUCGAACAAAUACAUUUGGUGCGGUUGCAAGGGUGAGGAAUGCUUUGGCAUAUGCCACUCACAAGUUUUUCCAAGAAAAUGGGUUUGUUUGGGUCUCAAGUCCUAUUAUUACAGCUUCAGAUUGUGAAGGGGCCGGUGAACAGUUCUGUGUGACUACUUUGAUUCCAGGUUCUCAAGAAGCUGUCAAUUCUCCAGUGGAUGGGAUUCCAAAAACAAAGGAUGGGUUAAUUGAUUGGUCACAGGACUUUUUCGGCAAACCAGCUUUUCUGACAGUCUCUGGCCAGCUCAAUGCUGAAACAUAUGCCACUGCUCUUUCGGAUGUAUAUACAUUUGGUCCCACGUUUCGAGCUGAAAAUUCUAACACUUCUAGGCACUUGGCUGAAUUUUGGAUGAUUGAACCAGAACUUGCAUUUGCUGAUCUGAAUGACGACAUGGCCUGCGCCACUGCCUAUCUCCAGUAUGUAGUGAGGCAUAUCCUUGAAAACUGCAAGGAAGACAUGGAAUUUUUCAAUACUUGGAUUGAGAAGGGAAUCAUUGAUCGAUUGAGUGAUGUGGCUGAGAAAGACUUUGUUCAGUUGACUUACACUGAUGCAAUUGAACUUCUUCUGAAAGCAAAAAAGAAGUUUGAAUUUCCGUUGGAAUGGGGAUGUGAUUUGCAAAGCGAGCAUGAACGAUACAUAACUGAAGAGGUAUUUGGUGGGUGCCCUGUCAUCAUCAGAGAUUAUCCAAAGGACAUCAAAGCAUUUUAUAUGCGGCAAAAUGAUGAUGGUAAGACUGUUGCUGCCAUGGAUAUGCUGGUUCCUCGGGUUGGUGAGCUUAUUGGUGGAAGCCAAAGAGAAGAACGGCUGGAAUAUAUAGAAGAUCGUUUAGAUGAGCUAAAGCUGAACAAGGAGAGCUUCUGGUGGUAUCUUGAUUUGCGCCGUUAUGGUUCAGUUCCUCAUGCAGGUUUUGGACUGGGUUUUGAAAGGCUAGUUCAAUUUGCUACAGGAAUAGAAAAUAUAAGAGAUGCGAUACCUUUCCCUCGGGUACCUGGUUCGGCUGAAUUUUAAUGGAUAUCUGAUUUGAUUUUCUUUAUCCUUCAAUCUUCUCUUUUGUUAUACCUGUUACUUCAAAUCAUUGGUCUUUGUUUGCUCCUCCCUUUACCAAUUUUGUCUUUUAUAGCUCCAAAACUUCUUAGGUAGCAUAGAAUAUUUAAGUCUCAAGUUUGCUGCCUUUAUCCAGCAUGAUGGUUAACAUGCUAUGCACAAUAUAUGAAGUGAUUAAACCAAUUGUACAUCCAUUUAUCACUGAAUCACAAUCUGACUGCGAGAAUUCCCAGCA